AUGGCGGAUUUUGAUGAGUCCAAGACACUGGAGGAGAUGGAGUUCAAUCAUGUGCCAAUCUGGGUGCGUGUGUCGAACCUACCACUCGGGAUGAUGGAUGAGGAGACUGGGGCAAUCCUGGGAGAGAAGAUUGGAGUGUUCAAGGAGGUGGAUGUUGGAGAUGAUGGCCUGGCGGUGGGCAGGGUGUUAAGGAUCAAAGUGGUGAUCGAUAUUCGCAAGCCGCUUAUGCGCGGCAUCAUGAUCAAGGUGGGCAGCGAGGAGAGGGAGAAAUGGUGUUCCUUUGCAUACGAAUUCCUUCCGGACUUUUGCUACAUUUGUGGCUGUAUCGGCCAUAUUGAUAAGCACUGCGAAGUCCAGCUGGAGAAGGGUGAGGCUCAGCAGUUCUCUAGAAAUCUCCGCUACAUCCCGGAGAAAAAGAAGGGGGAGGGCUUUGAAGAGAGGAGGCUUGUGAGUGGUCGGUCGAGGGGCCUGUGGCAUGGUGGAAGCUCGGGGAGUAAAGGAUCCCAGGAUGCCCGCGGUGGUCGCUGGGCAUCGUCAGGAUCGGCCAGUGACGCUCUGACAUGGAAAAAGAAGGAAGGUGAUGGGGAGGAGAAAGGGGAAGAAGUCACUAGUCCCCCGAAAGCUCCUAGCAAUGUGAAGGACCGGGACAGUGGGGCAAAGAAGACCUUGUUAUCGGCGCUCUCUGACCCUAUGCCCGACCAGAAGGAGGCGAUGGCGCAUGGGGAUGCUGUCCACGUGAACAGUCCCAUGCACGAGAACAGUACAGCAGUGGGAGAUGAUUUGGGCGCUGGCGGGAGGUUGGAGGAAAAGGGGAGAGAUAACCGUCGCCGUUACAAGAAGCACCAACGUCGUGAGGUGACUCCUGGGGAGAAGGUGUCGGUGUCUCCAGGAAAAAGGAAGAGGGUGCAGACGGAGGUGGAGGAGAUGGAUGUCGAUAAGCAGAGGUUGCAAAAAGUAGGCAGGAAGGAGCAUGAGGUGAUGUUGUCCACUACAAAAGAAGCGGGGCCGACAAAUCGGUCCUGCGAGGACAAAUGA
Molecule: messenger RNA, 1035 nt
Organism: Phragmites australis (common reed)
Lineage: Eukaryota; Viridiplantae; Streptophyta; Magnoliopsida; Poales; Poaceae
Exons: 1
Coding region: 1-1035 (344 amino acids)
Molecular function (GO): zinc ion binding; nucleic acid binding
Source: RefSeq, a predicted model, not a curated record